GUUGUGACAUUUAAAUCCCCACAGUUCAAAACCCCGCUUCAGUCAGCAGCUAAUAUUAGUAAUAAUAAUGGAAGUUAAUCUAACAACAACAGCAACGCCCGAAUUAUUGCAUCCGGAGGACGCAGAAUACAUUUGGCUUCCAUUUUUGGUACUUGUGGGUGUUGUCAUUCUCGCUGGUCUGGUUUAUGCAAUGUCACGAAUUCGUUGUUUGCACUUCAAGCGUCGCAAUAUUGCCACGCGCAACGGUUACACCAAUGUCGACGAAGAAGACUCCGAUGUAUCCAUGAUGGGAGCUGAUAAUGAUGAGGUUGGAGAACGAAAUUCCAUCACAUAUCUACUUGAUGCACGUCUGCACAUAUCUCCAGGAAAUCAACAAACAGUUGCGAGAGACGUCGCCGUACUUGCUUGAUACGUCGUUGGAAAAGUUGAAGAGAAAAGACUAAUUAUCAAUAUCAUUUAUAUAUAGUAUAUAUAAGUUUACAUGCACACUUUCAUUUUAUUGUCUACGUUUUUGUACAUUACAAUUACGAUUAUAUGACUACAUUGAUGUUAGUUGUCGGGAUUUGCAGCACCCAAAAGUCGUGUUGUUAGAUCAUAGAAUCCGAAGAAGAACGCACCGCCUAGCGUAAUCCAAAGCACGCGCGGCACAAAGCCCGCAAAUAAACUGCAAAUA
This is a messenger RNA of Drosophila albomicans, 673 nucleotides long. RefSeq lists its product as uncharacterized. The record is from RefSeq and is a predicted model, not a curated record. The coding region runs from base 68 to 409 and encodes 113 amino acids. NCBI's taxonomy places the organism in Eukaryota, Metazoa, Arthropoda, Insecta, Diptera, Drosophilidae. The transcript has 3 exons.